Molecule: messenger RNA, 2076 nt
Organism: Stylonychia lemnae
Lineage: Eukaryota; Ciliophora; Spirotrichea; Sporadotrichida; Oxytrichidae
Source: the annotation of a GenBank genome assembly
AUGUCAAAUGAAAAUUAAUAGGAGUAGCCUCACUCUUCUAAUUCUGCGUAUUCAGCUGCGGGGUAGUUCUCGAGGGAGAACCCUAAUUCUUCGACGAGGGUAGCUCAAAGCAGCAGUAAGCAUAAGCAGAGGGGGGAAAUUUAGCAAAGAAAAAAACCGAUUAUCACGAGCAAGAGAGGCAUGCUUGAAAUUCAGCCUUAGGUAAGCAAUUUCAAUCGCCAAUAAUUAGCAAAGGGAGAUGAGGAAAUCAGGGAUGUAAGCGCUGAUCGAGUCCUUUCUGAUUCCUACUCUAAUAAAAUGACUGCGAUGAAUGGGGUAAAUACUGGAGGGGACUAUUUCAUGAAAAAAUAAAGCGAUUCUUAAGAAUAUAUAGAGUCUGUUUACUCAAAGAACAAUCAUAAUCUUAUUGACAUUAUGGAAGACUUUGAUCAACUAGAUGCUAGUCUGGGGGAAAGUGAUAAGAGCAAGGCCAAGGAAUUCAUUAUAAAGAAGAUCUAGCGAAACCCUAGCAAUGUGCAGAUGUCUCAGUAGCAGCAGUAACAACAGUACAAUAAGAAUUUGCAGAACAUAAACAUUAGAAACUUCAAUAAUAGUCAUGAAAUUGCCAAUGAUGAGGGCAGAUAGCAAUAACAAUAGAACUAAGCUCAGCAACAGUAAUAGCAAUAAUAUCAACAGAAUUAAUAGCAAGUGUAACAAUAAUUCAGGCAGAGCCAGCAAUCCUGGAUCAAGCCUUCAAGAUAAAUGUCCAAACGACAACAGAUAAGAAAUUAGCACAGCGUUAAGGAAAAUUAGGUUACGCGGAAUCAAUAAUCAUAAUUUUAAGAAGGGCAAUAUUUUUCCAACAGUAAUUAAUAAAACCCAUAUUAAUAACAGUAAUAUAAUGGAACCUAGAAAAACCAGCCAAUCAAGAAGCAGACUACUCAUGGGAACGAGAGUAGCCUUUAGCAGCAUACUGAUAAUAUAAAGAGCUAAUAGAAGCGGGUAGCCAGAAAUACUGUCUAUGGUGUUUCAUUUCUUGAUUAGGGCAAAUAAAAUCAAGGAAGUCUUGUAAAUGCAGAAUAUGAGUAGAUGAGCAAGGUAGGGAGUAGAGCUAGUGCUAUGAGAUCCUAUCACAGAUAACUAAAACAAUCCAUAGGAGGAGGAAAUCAAGUAACGCCUCUGAAUAUUAAUACCAAUCACCUUGUCCACCAGCAGGCUUAGUUUCAGUACGGUGCAAGGCCCUCUGAAUCAUAAUAAAGAAUGAGGAUGCAUCGUUUGAACUCUGCAAUGGAGGAGUAAGAUAACUCUGCUAUCCGCUCCUAGGUUACUGCACUGCCAUAGACCGAAGACUAAGAUUUUCAACAAGUAAGCUCGAGUAAUGCCAACAAGAGAGCUAUCCACUAAUCUUAGAGUUCGUCGAAUUUCCCAUAGCCGAGAGCUUUUAAUAGCAGCUAUAAUUAAGUAAAUAAUAACAAUUAUGCAAGUUUUGGAUAAAGUCAACAGCAAAUAAAUAGUGGAGGAUAAUCUAUGCAGAAUGAACAGGCUUUUCGAAUUUCUAUUAAUAAAGAGGAUAAAGUUAAGAAUCACCUGACGAAGGAUGUCAACCCAAAUCUGAAUCUAAUGUUUUAUGACUUCAACGAUUAUGGUCAAACAUCUAAAGGAAGAGACUCUUCCUCUAAUCAGCAGCCAGCCCUGUAAUCCUAGAGCUAAUAAAGGACACAUCAACAACCUAUAGGGGACAGACUUCCCUCAAGAUAAAACUAAACCAGAGGAAGCCGGCGAGGACCCAGAGACUCUCAGACUAAAUUUUAUGAUUAAAUCACGAAUAUGAACAGUGAUUUUAGUCAGAGACUGGGCAGUCCUUUUCCAAAUUUUCAAAAGAGGACUAAGGUCAUUUUACCCAGCAUACAGCACCCAAGCGGUAUGACUGGACAGUCGCAAUCUCAACUGUCAAAUAACCCCAAGAGUAGUAAUAUGCACGGUGGAGGUCAUCAUCAUAAUCCUCACCAUCACAAGUCUCAGAAUAGCCAUCAUUCUCCGAAGAGAAAUGCCUCUAUUGGAAUAGUAAUGGAGAUGAUAAACGAAGAGGAUCCUUGA